Molecule: messenger RNA, 1368 nt
Organism: Arabis nemorensis
Lineage: Eukaryota; Viridiplantae; Streptophyta; Magnoliopsida; Brassicales; Brassicaceae
Source: the annotation of a GenBank genome assembly
AUGUAUUGGGAAGAUUGUUUACCGAUCCAGCCUGGUGGUGAUGGAGACCUUAACUUCACAGAGGCACAACAUACUUUUCCUGGUGGUGGAACAAUCCACCGAAGGACUUAUCAUAGGGACGAUAUCAACUAUAGAGCAAUCGUUCAUUAUUACGGGGUUCAAGAACAUGGUGGUGAUACUAUGAUUCCUUUCAGUGGUGUUUUUGAAAGGAGUCUCGCUGAUAUGCUCGAAGCAGCAAAGUAUUGUGAGGAGAACAAACUGCAAAGCAGGCCUGAUGAGCCAAGCCUUUUCCCAACAAGCAAUGCUUGCGUAUGCUUGUAUUCAUCUUGGCUCGAGAUUCCUUCUUCGCCGGAAUAUUCCACAAUUUCACGGAGACAGAUUCUGAUAUCGCCGAUGAUGGACGGUUCGAUUCCGACUGAGAACGGCACCGUUUCUUCUGAUCGUGAUGGAUCGGCUCUGAUAUUCCUCGGAACGGGUUGUUCGAGCGCGGUUCCUAACGCAAUGUGCUUGAUCCAGCAAUCUGAUACUCCUUGCUAUGUUUGUUCUCAGUCUCUUUCGAUCCCGCCGGAGCAAAACCCUAAUUACAGAGGAAACACUUCACUGCUUAUUGAUUAUUGUCAAAUUGAUGGCAAACAUAAAUACAUUCAAAUCGAUGUUGGGAAGACAUUCAGGGAACAAGUCCUUCGUUGGUUUACUCUUCACAAGAUUCCUCAAGUUGACUCCAUAAUUUUGACUCAUGAACAUGCUGAUGCAGUACUUGGCCUGGAUGAUAUACGUUCCGUGCAACCAUUUAGUCCUACCAAUGAUAUUGAUCCUACACCAAUUUUCGUAAGCCAAUAUGCUAUGGACAGUCUUGCUGUGAAGUUCCCGUAUUUGGUUCAGAAGAAACUUAAAGAAGGCCAAGAAGUUAGGCGAGUAGCACAGCUGGAUUGGAGAGUAAUUGAAGAAGAUUGUGAGAAGCCAUUUGUAGCUUCAGGCUUAUCAUUCACACCACUUCCAGUGAUGCAUGGAGAAGACUAUGUCUGUCUUGGUUUCCUUUUUGGUGAAAAAUCAAGAGUGGCGUAUAUAUCCGAUGUAUCACGCUUUCCUCCAAACACUGAGUACGUUAUAUCGAAAUCUGGUGGUGGACAAUUGGAUCUCCUUAUCUUGGAUACAUUAUAUAAGACAGGAUCCCACAACACCCACUUAUGUUUCCCGCAGACACUAGACACAAUCAAAAGACUGAGUCCGAAAAGGGCUCUUCUAAUCGGAAUGACCCACGAGUUUGAUCACCACAAGGACAACGAGUUUCUUGAAGAGUGGUCUAUAAGGGAAGGGAUUCCGGUAAAACUCGCACACGAUGGCUUGAGAGUCUCAAUAGACCUAUGA